UUAAAAAAGUAUAAAACAAUUGCAAGAAUUUAUAUAAUAAUUAGAUGAAUUAUAAUAUUUUUCAUUUUCAAAAACAUUCAAAUUCAAUAAAAACAUAAAUAAACAUUGCGAGAAGUAUUUUAUGACAGAAGAAGAUAUAAGAAUAUAAAGAAUAUAAAAAGAUUAAAAAAAAUAUUAAAGUAUUUAAAAUAACAAAAAAAAAUAUGAUAAUGAAAAGGAAUAAAAAUAGGAAAAGAAAUUCACAUAAAUAAUAUAAAACAAUUAAUAAUAAAAAAAUUUAUAAGAAAAAGAAUAAAAACAUUAAGAAAAUAUAGAAGACGAAAUAACUGAACGAAAGAAGAUAUUUAAAUAAAAAUCAAGAAGAUCAUAAACAAUAAAUAAACUAUUAACUUCUUAUCAAGUGGUAAAGAGUAGAAAAAUAGCCAAUUAAGCGAUUACAAUUCAAGUUUUUUAAGAUGAAUAAAUAAAAGAUGAAAAUGAUAGAAGCUUUUAUAAAAUUAUUAUUAAUGAAAAAAAUUAUUUGCAAAAAUCAUCCUAAAAUAAUACGUUAUAUAAUAAUAUGGAAAAUAUAAAAGAUAAUAAUAUUAAUGAAAAUAUCAAAAACUGUGAUUCUUAUUUUCCUUAAGUUGUAUUUAGAUUUGCAGAUAAUUUAAUUAAAAUGAA
This is a messenger RNA of Ichthyophthirius multifiliis, 663 nucleotides long. RefSeq lists its product as hypothetical. The record is from RefSeq and is a predicted model, not a curated record. Lineage: Eukaryota; Ciliophora; Oligohymenophorea; Hymenostomatida. The transcript has a single exon.